UGCCAGAUCUAGCCCGGAACGGUCAGCGUUGCUGGCGUGUGCACUCGUGAACAAAAUCGCACGCUGAGGGGAGUUUUCGACAAGCUCUCCUCCCUCAAGACCGUAGUAGGAUGCUUUCCCUGGCCGAUUGGGUGACGACGCUCACCUUGAUAUUCGGAGGUUGCUGCAGCAAUGCGAUCACUAUGGAGCACGUCACCUCCACCUAUCCGCACUCCGGAGUCCUCGUUACAUUCUUUCAGUUUCUCAUAGUCUUUCUCUACGGGUUACCUAGCCAACUUACAUUCACUCGCCCGGAAACUCUCCAGGCGGCGAAUAGGGGAUCCGAAGUUCCCCUUCUGCCUUACUUGAUUCAAGUAGCACUCUUUUUCGUGCUGUCCACGUUAAACAAUGCCGCGUUUGCAUACCAUAUACCUAUGGACGGACGGCUGCUUGCGAAGAAACGGUACACGUUCAGACAGGUCAUGUCUGUCCUUGUAGUCACAGUCGGCAUCGUGCUAACCACGCUGUCGGCUUCAAAACCCCAGAAUAAGGGCACCACUACCCAAACAGCGGAGGUUUCUCUCUAUGCUCAGGGCAUAGCCAUUCUGAGCCUCGCACUCCUCUUGUCCGGCUUUCUUGGCCUCGUGCAAGACUGGCCGCCUCCGAUCCUGACGUCCUCCCAGUCCUGGCAGGAGAACAUGUUUUUCCUCCACACCCUAGCCCUUCCCUUGUUCUUCUUCUCCAAGGAUAAUAUCGUCGGGGAACUUUCCCGUAUGAACGUCAGCGCUCCAGUCUCAUCGUGCACGAUACCUUCCGGGAUGCAGCAUUACAUACCGACAUACGCAUUAACGAUACCCUCCAUAUUCAUUUACCUCUUCCUGAACACGAUCACGCAACUACUUUGUGUCAUGGGCGUGAACAGACUUACGGGUCGCGUCACUUCACUGACCGUGACACUUAUUUUGGCGGUACGCAAGGCCGUGUCGCUCUUGCUAAGCGUCGCUGUGUAUGGUAGGCAGGCAAACGCGGCGAUGUGGGCCGGAGCAGCACUGGUAUUCCUUGGGACUAUCGGAUACUCUACUGGAAGUCGAUCAAAGCAUGUAAAGGACAAGGAAGACUGA
Messenger RNA from Pisolithus orientalis, 1100 nucleotides. Its product is annotated as UAA transporter. Gene Ontology annotation, biological process: transmembrane transport. Gene Ontology annotation, molecular function: UDP-N-acetylglucosamine transmembrane transporter activity. The transcript has 6 exons. The coding region runs from base 111 to 1100 and encodes 329 amino acids. The record is from RefSeq and is a predicted model, not a curated record. Gene Ontology annotation, cellular component: endoplasmic reticulum membrane; Golgi membrane. NCBI's taxonomy places the organism in Eukaryota, Fungi, Basidiomycota, Agaricomycetes, Boletales, Pisolithaceae.